AUGGAAUGCCCUACACAAAAAAGGACAAGAUCCCAUAAUAUAAUAUCAUGUUUGCCAGGGGAUAAAUCUCAUGCCAAAAAUGCAAAAUCACCACUAGAAAGGCUCAAAUUAUUCAUUUCACCUAAUAUUACAGAUUUAAUUUUAAAAUAUACAAAUCAAAAGAUUGAGUCUGAAAAAGAUGACUCUGUUUAUCAUGCCAAAAUGGAUGAAAAUGAAUUGAAUGCCUUAGUUGGUUUUGGUUUGCUAAUGAUAGCCGGAGUUUAUAAAUCCAGUCAUCAAAAUAUAAGAGAUUUAUGGAAUAAGGAUGGAUUUGGUGUUGAUAUAUUUAGAUAUACUAUGAAUAUAAAUAGAUUCCAAUUUCUAUUGAAAGUGCUUAGAUUUGAUGAUAUGAAUACAAGAAAUACAAGGAAAGCACUUGAUAAAGCCACACAUAUUAGAGAAAUUUUUGAUAUUUUUAAUGAUAAUUGCAAUAAUUCUUAUUCUGUUGGACAAUAUGUUACUAUUGAUGAAAUGCUUCCUGCAUUCAAAGGAAAAUGUCCAUUAAGGCAAUAUAUGCCAAAUAAACCAUCAAAAUAUGGUCUGAAAAUAUAUGCUCUAGUUUAUUCUAGAACUUUUUAUACAUUAAAAACAGAAUUAUAUACUGGCAAUCAGCCAGAAGGGCCAUACAAAUUGUCAAACAAGCCAUUUGAUGUAGUUGAAAGACUAAUUCAACCAAUUUUAAAAAGUAUGGAGCUGAUAACUCCAUUUAUGACCAAUAGAUACGAGAACCCUCGUAUAAAUAGACUAUUACGUAACAACAUAGGGGACGUUCUCAACAUAAUUGAUGAAAAACAUAUUCCAAUAAAUAAAAAGGGAAGAUGUUAUGUGUGUCCAAGGGUGAAAGAUAAAAAACAACAUUAA
Gordionus sp. m RMFG-2023 is the source of this 900-nucleotide messenger RNA. Its product is annotated as piggyBac transposable element-derived protein 4-like. The record is from RefSeq and is a predicted model, not a curated record. The transcript has 2 exons. NCBI's taxonomy places the organism in Eukaryota, Metazoa, Nematomorpha, Gordioida, Chordodea, Parachordodidae. Bases 1 to 900 code for a protein of 299 amino acids.